This is a messenger RNA of Durio zibethinus, 2083 nucleotides long. RefSeq lists its product as uncharacterized. Gene Ontology annotation, molecular function: double-stranded RNA binding. NCBI's taxonomy places the organism in Eukaryota, Viridiplantae, Streptophyta, Magnoliopsida, Malvales, Malvaceae. The record is from RefSeq and is a predicted model, not a curated record.
AUAAAAUUCGUAAAGUUUGCUUUUUUGUUUGUAAAUUUCGCAUCUUUUUGUCAUCGUCACUCUCUAAAACCUUAGACGGAGAAACCAAAAUUUCAACAGAAAAAAAAAAUUCUUUUAUAUUUUGGAAUGAAGUGAAAUUUCAAUUUUUUUUUACUAGUAGCAUUACUUUCUCACUAAAACCCAGAUUUUUUUCCGAUCAUUUUCCCGAGAUUUUUUGAAGUACUCAAGAAUAAAGAAAUACCGAGAAAGCUUAGAUUCCCAGAAGUUUGAGAGGGACACUUGAGAAUUUGAUGAAAUCUUACAUUACCUGGAAGAAAAGGUUGAAAAUUUCAGUAUGGUCUUCAGUGGUUAUAUCUUCUGGCAGAUAUAAGUCUUAUGUGUCUAGGUAUGUAUAAGAACCAAUUGCAAGAGUUGGCUCAAAGAAGUUGCUUUAAUCUGCCGUCUUAUUCAUGCAUCCGGGAAGGACCUGAUCAUGCUCCUCGAUUUAAAGCUACUGUCAACUUUAAUGGAGAGACUUUUGAAAGCCCUAUGUUAUGCUUUACUUUGAGACACGCAGAACAUGCUGCAGCCGAAGUAGCUCUAAAUACACUUGCCAACAGAGGCCUGUCCAGAGCAUUGGCUGCAAGAGUUUUGGAUAAAACUGGUGUCUAUAAAAACUUGCUUCAAGAGACUGCUCAUAGAGCUGGCUUAAACCUUCCAGUCUACGCCACUGUUCGAUCUGGACCAGGCCAUGUUCCUAUUUUUUCAGGAAUGGUUGAGCUUGGAGGGAUGAGCUUUAUGGGGGAACCUGCUAGGACUAAGAAACAAGCGCAGAAGAAUGCAGCAAUGGCUGCAUGGUCAGCCUUGAGAAAAUUGUCUCACCAUGGCUCAUCUUCGUCUUCAUCACCUUCAUUGGAGUCUAAAGGAAAAGAAGAACAAGAGCAAGUUGUCAUUGCUCGUUUCCUUUCAUCAUUACGACCAUCAGAAGCAAUGCAAUCUUUGCAAAAUGAUUGUCAGUAUGAAAAGCAGAGAUCAAUUCAUGUAUGUAUAGACCUAACCCCACCAACCCCAAGCUUAUAUUCUAUGCAGGGUCAAAGUUGGCCUUACCCUAGUUUUUCCCCUGAAAUAGCCAUGCCCAUAUACCAAAUGUGGCAGCACGAACAAUUAUUACAGCUUCAAAACCACCUGUUUACAUUUCCCAUUUCUCCAGUUCCUGCUGCUAGCCCUCAGAUUCUUCCAUACGUGCAGUCUAGUUUACAUCCGGAUCAUCAUCUGUCAUUUCAAGCUAGGGACCAAAAGCCUAUCCUUACGGCUCCCAGGCUUGCAAUUGCUACCUCAUGCCCUUCUCUUUGCUUCUCUAAUCAUACAGCUUCACAACCAAUCAUGGGUAGGUCUACAGUGACUAUUCAAGAGAUACCUGAGGAGGUCAAAGAAGAAUCAUCCAAACACUCUCCGCCUGUAGUUAGAGAUCCCCCUGUUGCUGCUCAAACUAAUGUUGAAUUGGGUAUGGAGGAAUCAAAACAAGAAGAUCACAAACAGAAGAAUGUUGACUUGGAAAGCAAAGGUGAAAAUGGUCAUAGGAAAUUGGAUGCUGGUACCCGGCCUGUCAACUACCAGUUUCAAAAUCCACAUGCUUUCGAGUCUUCUCAUCUUAGACCACAGCAUCCCCCAAGAGCCAGUUACAGAAAUUCUAGUACACCAUCCUCGGCAGCAGCUCCUGUGAUGAUCAGAACAGUCAGCCCAAUAUCUUCCACAAGACCGAACACGCAAAAGCUGACAACUCAGGUGCCUGUCCCCCCAAGAAUGAGAAGUGGAGCUCCACCAUUUUCAGCCAGACCAAGGUUUGAAAGAAUCAAUCUUGGUGGUAUGCAUUCCAGUUCCAUGGUGGCACCGCCUGUUAGAAUAAGAUCAGUUAUACCAGUGUGUUCAGCCCCACAACCAAGACAAACACCAAGCUUCAACCAGGAGGCAAUGUUGCCCGACAAAGAGAAGAAAGAUACAGCACCUGAGGAUGUGUCAACUGCAGCUUCAGAACUUAAUAAGCUUAGCAUGUAAAUGGAGUAUAAUAGUCCAUAGAUACCACAGGAUGCAUUUUAUUUUUAAC